AUUAUCACGUGAAUUGCGUGAAGCGAUCACGUGAGCCAGACUUAGUUGAUCUGGGACACAUUAACAGAUACUGGGGUUUCUUCUGAUUAACUGUUUAUAAUACAGAGGUAUCACUUUAUGUCCGUUGCUGCCGUGUCAAUUUAAUCUCUAGAGUUUCGCAUUGUUUGGGGUGUGACCCGUCACUAAUCUGAGGUCUAAUCUGCUGUUGACCACCAUGAGGCUGGUGAUCCUGGAGGACUACGACCUGGCCAGUGAGUGGGCCGCCAAGUACAUCCGGAACAGAAUCAUCACGUUCAGACCCACAGCCCAAAGGUACUUCACCCUGGGCCUGCCCACAGGAAGCACUCCAUAUGCCUGUUAUAAAAAGUUAAUUGAAUAUCACAAGAGUGGGGAUCUUUCUUUUAAAUAUGUGAAAACCUUCAACAUGGAUGAAUAUGUGGGCCUGCCCCGCGCCCACCCUGAGAGCUACCACUCAUACAUGUGGAAUAACUUCUUCAAGCAUGUUGACAUUGACCCGGCAAAUGCUCACAUCUUGGAUGGAAAUGCACAAGACCUUGAAGCAGAAUGUGCUGUCUUUGAGAAAGACAUUGCUGACGCCGGAGGAAUAGAUUUAUUUGUAGGAGGCAUUGGCCCGGACGGCCACAUAGCCUUCAAUGAGCCGGGUUCAAGCCUUGUAUCGAGGACCAGAGUGAAGACCCUGGCCAAGGACACCAUAGUGGCCAACGCUCGCUUCUUCGGGCAUGAUCUCUCCAAGGUGCCCACCAUGGCACUAACUGUCGGGGUUGGGACUGUCAUGGAUUCCCGAGAGGUGAUGAUUGUAAUCACGGGUGCUCACAAAGCUUUUGCGCUGUACAAAGCCAUCGAGGACGGGGUGAACCACAUGUGGACGGUCUCAGCCUUCCAGCAGCAUCCACGCACCAUCUUUGUCUGCGACGAGGACGCCACACUGGAGCUGCGCGUCAAAACCGUCAAGUACUUUAAAGGUUUAAUGCAUGUUCAUAAUAAACUUGUGGACCCAGUGCUUACCAUGAAGAACGAUUUGUCUUGAAGUGAAAGUGAUGAAUAAAUACCAACCAAAAUGUUGAAAAGGAAAGAAGAACCAUAUCCAGAAAUUCUUCAAGCAACCACGAUUGUCCCCUUUACCUUCAAUAAUGACUGUUUGGUUUAAGAUAGUAUUUGGCAAAUUUGCCUGAAAAGCAUUUUAAUGUUUACAUAAAAUGAAAAUCGGUCACAAAAAAAUGUGUUUGUACUUGUAAGUUUUAGUAUUUCUUAUUCUGAUUCAAGUCAACAGUUGUUAAUUGUACUUACGGUUUUUCAAAAGUUACAAGGUCGAAAGGCAUUUGUCAUCAAACCACUCUAGUGAAUAUUCCAUAGUAAAGGUUUAUUUUUUCUUUGCAUAAAAACAUUGCAAUACAAGAUAUACUUGUUCAACAAAGUUACUGAUGGGAUAGAAUCAAAUACUCUUUUAUUUUUUUCGUAUCUGAGCAGAACCAGAAUGUGUGCGAAUGGCUUAAAAAUAAAAAAUUCAGGUUUUGCGUAAUGCUAUUAA
Gadus morhua (Atlantic cod) is the source of this 1549-nucleotide messenger RNA. Its product is annotated as glucosamine-6-phosphate isomerase 2. Lineage: Eukaryota; Metazoa; Chordata; Actinopteri; Gadiformes; Gadidae. Gene Ontology annotation, cellular component: cytoplasm. The coding region runs from base 215 to 1048 and encodes 277 amino acids. Gene Ontology annotation, biological process: N-acetylneuraminate catabolic process; D-glucosamine catabolic process; carbohydrate metabolic process. The transcript is spliced from 6 exons. Gene Ontology annotation, molecular function: identical protein binding; glucosamine-6-phosphate deaminase activity. The record is from RefSeq and is a predicted model, not a curated record.